Penicillium digitatum Pd1 is the source of this 714-nucleotide messenger RNA. RefSeq names its product chromo domain-containing protein. The record is from RefSeq and is a predicted model, not a curated record. Gene Ontology annotation, molecular function: chromatin binding. Gene Ontology annotation, biological process: chromatin organization; negative regulation of transcription by RNA polymerase II. Lineage: Eukaryota; Fungi; Ascomycota; Eurotiomycetes; Eurotiales; Aspergillaceae. Gene Ontology annotation, cellular component: pericentric heterochromatin; nucleus.
AUGCCUCCUCCCGUUGAAGAUUUGUCCGACGAGGAAUCUGGCGACAUUCCCUUCAGAAAGGCGCCGGAGGCAAAUGGCAAAUAUAAUCAGGAGUCCCCGGAGGACGAAGAAGACGAAGACGAAGAGGAGGAUGAUGGGGAGGAGGGACUCUAUGUAGUCGAGGAUAUUCUUGAUCACGCAUGGCUUGAUGAUGGGACUCUUAAGCUUUUGGUAAAAUGGAAGGGCUAUGACAAGAUCAAAGACCGCACAUGGGAAGAGGAGGAUGGUCUCAUGGAAGGAGCCCGUGACGUUGUCAUAGCAUACUACAAGAGGAUUGGUGGUCGCCCGGGGAAGGAAGAAUUGCAGCCUGCGGCAGCGAAGCCAGGUCGCAAGCGCAAAUCCAUGGGUGAUUCGACGCUUGCUAAGGCUUCACCGGCCCCGGCAGCGAGCGAAGCUAAGAGACAGCGCCGAAAAUCAAUACCUAAAGAGACGUCUGAGCAAGCUUCCCCCUCAUCUGAAGAAAAUGGCAUUCAAUGGCUUCCAAAGGGAAAGAACUGGGAUAAGGAUGUGAAAGAGGUGGACACAAUAGUCCGGGAGGGCGACGCAGGUCUCAUGGCCUGGCUCGAAUUCAACAACGGACACAAGGCGAAACUGUCUGUCCAGGCCUGCUAUGAAAAGUGUCCUCUAAAAAUGCUCAAGUUUUACGAAUCGCACCUUGUUUUCAAGGAUAACUGA